UAGUUAGUUGCAUGAAGGAGCGUCAGUGUGUUCUUGAGGGGGAUAGUCUCGGUGGUGCUCGGAUACGGAUAGGGGACUCUGGAUACACACUUGGACACAGAGUUUGCGUUCUCUUAAGUGCUCAUCAUGCCGGUUUUUCACACAAAGACGAUCGAGAGUAUCCUGGAGCCGGUGGCCCAGCAGAUCUCUCAUCUGGUCAUCAUGCACGAGGAGGGAGAGGUGGACGGGAAAGCCAUCCCGGAUCUCACCGCUCCGGUGGCCGCUGUGCAGGCAGCUGUCAGUAACCUGGUCCGGGUGGGCAAAGAGACGGUUCAGACCACCGAGGAUGCCAUCAUGAGAAGAGACAUGCCGCCUGCCUUUAUAAAGGUUGAGACGGCGUGCACUAAACUGGUUCAGGCGGCUCAGAUGCUGAAGUCCGACCCGUAUUCAGUCCAAGCCAGAGAUUAUCUGAUCGACGGGUCCCGCGGGAUCCUGUCGGGAACCUCCGACCUGCUUCUGACCUUCGACGAGGCUGAGGUUCGUAAGAUCAUCCGUGUGUGUAAAGGGAUUCUGGAGUAUCUGACCGUGGCGGAGGUGGUGGAGUCCAUGGAGGACCUGAUCACUUACACCAAGAACCUGGGACCAGGGAUGACGAAGAUGGCCAAGAUGAUCGACGAGCGUCAGCAGGAAUUAACUCAUCAGGAGCACAGAGUCAUGCUGGUCAACUCCAUGAACACCGUCAAAGAGCUGCUGCCCGUCCUCAUCUCAGGCAUCAAGAUCUUCGUGACGACCCGGACGUCUCAGGGGAAAGGUGUGGAGGAGGCGCUGAAGAACAGGAACUUCACGGUGGAGAAGAUGAGCGCAGAAAUCAAUGAAAUCAUCCGCGUGCUGCAGCUCACGUCCUGGGACGAGGACGCCUGGGCCAGUAAGGUGUGUGAGAGGGCAAAGGUCACGGUGUCUUCAUAACCCCGCCUAACAAAC
Messenger RNA from Carassius auratus (goldfish), 960 nucleotides. Its product is annotated as vinculin-like. Gene Ontology annotation, molecular function: actin filament binding; structural molecule activity. NCBI's taxonomy places the organism in Eukaryota, Metazoa, Chordata, Actinopteri, Cypriniformes, Cyprinidae. The record is from RefSeq and is a predicted model, not a curated record. Bases 127 to 945 code for a protein of 272 amino acids. Gene Ontology annotation, biological process: cell adhesion. Gene Ontology annotation, cellular component: actin cytoskeleton. The transcript is spliced from 6 exons.